Messenger RNA from Heterostelium album PN500, 1596 nucleotides. Its product is annotated as Pif1 helicase family protein. NCBI's taxonomy places the organism in Eukaryota, Evosea, Eumycetozoa, Acytosteliales, Acytosteliaceae. The coding region runs from base 1 to 1596 and encodes 531 amino acids. Gene Ontology annotation, molecular function: DNA helicase activity. The record is from RefSeq and is a predicted model, not a curated record. The transcript has 3 exons. Gene Ontology annotation, biological process: DNA repair; telomere maintenance.
AUGUUAAAUAUCAAUAGAUUUAAUAAUAUUACAAGAUCAUAUUAUUGUUAUGGUCAUCAUCCAAUUAGAUCAUCGCUAAUAACCAGCAUUCAUCGUCAUAGUUAUAGUCCACAAUCUCAUAGAAACAACUACUCUUCUGACAGUAGUAAUAAUGAUGAUGAUAGUGGUGGUAGUGGUAAUGAUGAUUUUCAAUCUUAUGUAUCUAUAAGUACUGUAACUACUACAACUGAUAGUAAUAGUAAUAAUUUUUAUAAUAAUUAUAAUAGUAGUAGUUAUAAUAACAGUAAAUCAAACUUUAAUAAUAAAAAUUUAAAUCUAUCGGUUACAUUACCAAAGAUCAUUAAAGUAAAGAAACCAAGAUCGGUCAACACUAUUUUGAAACAAAUACAAUUGGAGCAAGAACAACAACAACAACAAUUAGCUAUUCCCAAACAAAUACAAUUUCAAAGAAAACAACAACAACAACAAAAACAACAACAACAACAACAGAAUCUUUCUACUUUUGACAUGUUAGCACAAAAUGAUAUGAUAAAUAAAAAACAACAACAACCACCUUUACAAUCAAACAAAGAAAACAUCAAUGAUCUAAUGAAAGAUGGAAUGAAAAAUGCAAUUAUACAAUCUAUUUUUAGUAGUUCAGUUACUUCGUCGUCGUCAUCAUCAUCAGCAUCAACAUCAACAACAAACCCAAUUUCAACUGUAAAUAACAACAACAACAACAACAUUAGUGAAAUGUCUGAAAAUGGAAAUUUGAAAAACGAAUCAUUAGAAUCAACUACUACAACAACAACCACCACAACCACAACAACUAAAAAGAAAAGAUCAAGAAAACAACAAAAAGAUGAAGAGAUUGAUUAUGAUCUAUCGGAGAAACUUACAGCGGAGCAAGAGAGUAUCGUUAAUUUGAUUGUCGAAGGCAAGAAGAAUGUAUUCUUCACUGGUAGUGCCGGUACAGGUAAAUCGUUUGUUCUCAAACACAUUGUGCAUCGUCUGCGACAGAAACACGAGAAUCAAGUGUAUGUAACCGCUGCCACCGGUAUUGCUGCUGUAAACAUUGGUGGUGUCACUCUACACUCGUUUGCCGGUAUCAAAAUGGGACAUGGAACCAUAGACCAACUCACCAUAAACAUUCUCAAAUCGAAACUGUACACCAAGCGAUGGACCGACGCCAAAGUGCUGGUCAUCGAUGAAAUAUCGAUGAUUAACGCUGAGCUUUUCGAAAAACUAGAUGCCAUUGCCAAAGUAAUAAGAUUCAAUGAUGAACCCGUAAUUUGGAGGAUUACAAUUGGUGUUGUGUGGAGAUUUCUUUCAGUUACCGCCGGUCGUUGGAAACUGGCGUGGGCACUCACCAUACAUCGCGCACAAGGUAUGACACUCGACAAGGUGGAGUGUAAAUUGGAGAAGACUUUUGCCAACGGACAAGGAUACGUAGCGUUGUCACGUGUCAAAACUUUGGACGGACUCUAUCUUCAAAGCUUCAAAAAGACAUCGAUCCGUACCAGUCUCAAAGCGAUCCAAUUCGAAAGGAAAUAUCUCAAACAGAUUUCCAAACUCACCAAAGAUUCAACUCCAAAGAAAUUUCAUAUAAAAUAUUAA